AUGGCCAAUAAUUCCGAGCACACUCUUUUCCGGUUCUUAAAAGCUGCUCUGCAGACACACCACCGGUUUCUCUCUGGCGCAUUGACACGCGCAGAAGCACCCGUCUACGUCAUCGGCAAUCCCUCCGCGGACCUCGACUCUAUCAUCUCCGCGAUAACCUACUCAUACUUCGCCAACAACACUGACCGGCACCAUGUUCCCCUGAUAAACCUACCGAACGUUCCAUCGGGCUCUGAGCUGCACCGGUUGCGACCGGAGUUCGUCAAAGCUUUAUGGUUGUCAACUCACCCCCCGGCGCGAGGUGAGCAACCAUGGGAGGAGACACCCGAAUCGGCCGGGGCGAUCCUCCACGACCAUAUCCUCACCGUGGCAGAUUUCAACGCACACAUGGAGGAGAAAGGAAAGGUUAACGAAAAAUAUCAGAUAAGCGCCGAUGCGGUUCUUGUAGACUGGAAUGCACUGCCAAACGACACCCCGGACGGACAGAAAGGAAAGGGUAGUUUAGACGGGCUGCCGACGGUUGAAUUCAACGUGAUAGGCUGCGUUGACCAUCACCAAGACGAUGGAUUCCUUCGUCCCGGUAUCCAACCGAAAGUCAUUGAGAAGAGCGGGUCAUGCACAUCGCUUGUUAUACACACGCUGAACAAGCGGGGAAUAUGGUCGGAGGGAAGAGCAGAAGAUUCCCACACCCGACGAAUGGCAGCCGAGGAGCAAGUAGCCUCGCUUGCCAUAACCCCCGUUCUUAUUGAUACCGCCAACCUCACAGCGAAAGACAAAGUAACCCAAUUCGACAUCCAGGCUGUGGAUUUCCUGACCCCCAAAUUCAACAAGGGCGCAACGGACAAAGACAAGCUCUAUGCGCAAGUCCUCGAGGCAAAGCAGAACAGCCUAGACCUUCUGACUGUCGAUGAGAUCCUGGAUCGCGACUACAAGCAGUGGACCGAGACGUCUCCCCGCGAACCAGGGACACCCCUUAACAUCGGCUUCUGCUCUAUGGUCAGGUCGAUUCCGUGGGUUGUUCGCAAGGCAGGGUCCCCGCAAGAGUUCCUGGAUGCAGUGUACGAGUUUGCCUCUAAACGGGAAUUGGGCAUUGUCGUUGUCAUGGCGGCUUUCAGUUCGAGUGAUGACAAGUUUCAUAGAGAAUUGUUUGUGUGUGCGCUUGACGAGGGCCUUGCAGUUGAUGCGCUGGAGAAUUUCGUUAAGCAGUCCAACUCGCAGUUGGGUCUUAAGGAGUGGUCUUCUCUCGAUGGUGACGGGAUGGCUAUUAAGGACCUUCUUAAUAGCGACGGUGCCCACAAGUGGAGGCAUAUCUGGACAGCAACGGAUAUUACGAAGAGCAGGAAGCAGGUUGCCCCGAUGAUGCGGGAAGCUGUGACCUCUUUGAAAUAG
Molecule: messenger RNA, 1389 nt
Organism: Aspergillus oryzae RIB40
Lineage: Eukaryota; Fungi; Ascomycota; Eurotiomycetes; Eurotiales; Aspergillaceae
Product: putative exopolyphosphatase
Exons: 1
Coding region: 1-1389 (462 amino acids)
Cellular component (GO): cytoplasm
Molecular function (GO): exopolyphosphatase activity
Source: RefSeq, a predicted model, not a curated record